Molecule: messenger RNA, 1987 nt
Organism: Toxorhynchites rutilus septentrionalis
Lineage: Eukaryota; Metazoa; Arthropoda; Insecta; Diptera; Culicidae
Product: fatty-acid amide hydrolase 2-B
Exons: 3
Coding region: 172-1830 (552 amino acids)
Source: RefSeq, a predicted model, not a curated record
GGCGUUCAAACGGUGCGGUCGAUGUGUAUUGAAUUUAUGUGCUAGUUUUCAACGUUGUUACCAUCCACAAUUGUACUACUUGCAUUUACAUUUUCCACACCAUACCACUGCUCGGCACUAGCAGUGCAAUCGAAAUAACAGUGCAAAGUGCGAACAUAACUACGAAAAGAAAUGCUGUCAUAUGCAUACGCAGCGGUGGGACUGCUGCUCCAGCUUUUUUCACGAGGAUGUCGUCUAGUGAGGCGUGAAUUUCACAUAAGAAUGAGCUGGAUCAUAAGGAAAGCACUGCGCGGAGCUAUGCACGUGUUCAGCUGGUUUGUUAUACCGUAUUCGUACAUGGUAAGCGCUCGGAUACGUCACAAGCCACUGCCUCCCAUCGAUAACCCGCUGCUCCAGAUCCCGGCUGUCACGCUGGCAGCCAAAAUUCGAACGGGACAACUCAAAAGUGAGAGCGUCGUUAGUGCUUACAUCGAACGCUGCCGGCAGGUCAAUCCGAUUCUGAACGCAAUUGUCGAGGAUCGGUUCGAACAGGCUCUGGAUGAGGCAAGACGAAUCGAUCGAGAAGUGGCCGAAGGGUUGAAAAGCGCGGCCGAGAUAGCGGAGGAAACGCCUAUUCUGGGAAUUCCGGUCACCAUAAAAGAGAGUCUUGCUGUUAAAGGGAUGAGCAACACAGGCGGUCGAAAAUUAAAGAACAAGCGUAUUGCACAGCAUGAUUCUCCAGUGGUGGAGCAGAUCAAGAAAAAUGGAGGAAUCAUACUGCUUGUCAGCAACACUCCGGAGCUGUGUAUGUGUUGGGAAACCUAUAAUAAAUGCACUGGUAUCACAAAAAAUCCACACAACUUGCAGCGAACCGCCGGAGGAUCGUCAGGAGGAGAAGCGGCACUAAUUAGCUCAGCAGCUUCUCUGCUCGGUGUAACUACCGAUAUCGCUGGUUCUUCCCGACUUCCAGCUGCUUUUGUAGGUGUGUUCGGUCACAAACCUUCUCCAUUCCUGGUUUCUCCGUAUGGUCACAAUCCCUCGUGUGAGGAUGAAUCGUGGGGAGAUUUCUUCACUCCCGGGGCCAUGUGUCGGUAUGCUGACGAUCUUCCACUACUACUCAAAGCAAUGCGUGAUCCCAACGGUAAACCGUACCAUCUAGAUGCUCCAGUGAACCUAACAGAAUUGAAGUAUUAUUUCAUGGAGAAUGACGGUCCUUCUGGACUCACUGAACCAAUCCAAGCAGAUAUCGUGGCAGCCAUAAAAAAUGUUGCGAACCACUUCAAUGCCGAAAAAGUAUCACUUAAACGCUUAAUUUGGUCUUUGGAUAUUUCUGUGUGUAAAAUGCUUCGUAUGAGGGACAUCGAGACAAUUUACACCCCACAGAAGGAUGGUCAGCCAAACACCACUGUUGGAAAGGAACUACUUAAAUACAUCUGCGGCUGUUCGGAUUCUGACUUGCCGUCAGUGGUGAUAGGCCCCAUGCAACACGUCGUCCAGAAUUACAUCCCCAGUACGAGACUAAACUUUCUGGAUGAGCAGAUCGAACUGCUCCGGAAAGAUUUCAUCGAUCUGCUCGGAACAAAUGGAGUGUUCAUCUAUCCCAUAUUCCCGAAUACUGCCCAUCGGCACUUUGAGAUUUACCAUAAGUUGGUAGACACGAGCUACAUGAUGGUGUUCAAUACAUUAGGACUUCCGGCGGCUUCGUGUAUGGUAGGAUUGGAUCGAAAUAAGUUGCCUAUAGCAGUGCAGAUCGUUGCCAGUCCCGGCCAGGAUCAUUUGAUUUUUGCAGUAGCUGCGGAAUUAGAACGGAAAUAUGGUGGAUGGGUGCCCCCGCCAUCAGAAAACAAGUAGAUGAAAAUGGCUGGGUUGAACCAAAUUGAGGUUUACAAUUUGAGGGAAUUGCAACCGUGUAAAAAUAAUGACUAUUUUGAUUCAUUUUAACAAAUCAUUAUAAUUAUUGAUGUUUGACUUAAUUAAAAAAAAUUGAAUAUAACUUUUAUUUGUUCAA